Messenger RNA from Drosophila rhopaloa, 578 nucleotides. RefSeq lists its product as uncharacterized. Lineage: Eukaryota; Metazoa; Arthropoda; Insecta; Diptera; Drosophilidae. Bases 46 to 435 code for a protein of 129 amino acids. The record is from RefSeq and is a predicted model, not a curated record. The transcript has 4 exons.
UCCAUCAGAAACCGAUGAGCUGGUACAAAUCCCACUGAACCGAAAAUGAUCUACUCUGACAAUUGCUGUUGCUGCAUCGAGCUGAAGUGCGGCUGCAUCCUAAUAGCCAUCGUUGAGGUGCUCAUCCGUGGGCUGGAUCGGUUCUUUGUGGAUCGCGACAGUCUGUUGGGACUUUUUUCCCUCAUAGUAAGUGGUAUCUACGUCAUCUGUUGCAUAUUCCUUCUGCUCGGAGCCGUGUUGGGUUUAAGAUAUUUUCUGUUGCCGUAUCUCUCGGUUUCCUGCCUACGUUUCCUUAUUUUGGUUGCCGAGGGCGUGUUUGUGGCCACGGAAGGCAUUAUCAACGAAUAUCUUGUUUUUGACAUUCUCCAAUCCCUUCUUGGCUUGUACUUUUGGUUGGUGGUCUAUUCUUACUACGAUCGAUUGAAGGACACCUGAGUUCAUAUAUUUUGUUGCCUUUUUAUAAAAUUUGAUGUCUUUUGGAAAAGUAGUGAAACAAAUUUUAGAAGAUUAAUUUGCAUUUUGUAUCAAUGUUAUGUUCAGUUACCUGAUAUAAUAAAUUGCUAAUCUUAACAACAAUA